This is a messenger RNA of Monoraphidium neglectum, 1656 nucleotides long. Its product is annotated as L-aspartate oxidase. Gene Ontology annotation, molecular function: L-aspartate oxidase activity. Bases 1 to 1656 code for a protein of 551 amino acids. The transcript has 4 exons. Lineage: Eukaryota; Viridiplantae; Chlorophyta; Chlorophyceae; Sphaeropleales; Selenastraceae. Gene Ontology annotation, biological process: NAD+ biosynthetic process. The record is from RefSeq and is a predicted model, not a curated record.
AUGUAUCCCUGCCACUUCCACCAUAAAAGGGCCGUCGACGUGGUGUGCCGCCACGGCCCCGCGCGCGUGCUCGAGCUGGUGCAGCUCGGCGCAGACUUCACGCGCAACCGCGACGGCUCCCUGCACCUCACGCGCGAGGGCGGCCACAGCGGCCGCCGCAUCGUGCACGCGGCCGACCUGACCGGCGCAGAGAUCGAGCGCGCGCUGCUGGCGGCGGCGCGGGCGACGGGGAAUGUUGAGUUUUUCGAGCACCACCUGGCGGUGGACUUGGUCACGGAUGAGGUGGGCGGCGCCCCGCACUGCUUUGGCGUUGACGUGCUGGACACGCGCAGCAACACCGCGUGCCGCUUCCUCUCCCUCGCCACCAUGCUGGCCAGCGGCGGCGCGGGGCAGGUGUACCCCAACACCACCAACCCCCACGUCGCGACGGGGGACGGCAUCGCCAUGGCGUACCGCGCGGGGGCGGCCGUGUCUAACAUGGAGUUUGUGCAGUUCCACCCGACGGCCCUGUUCUCAAAGAAGGGGGCCGGCGGCGGCGGCGGCGGUGGCGAGGCGGGGCGGGUGUUUCUUAUCAGCGAGGCGGUGCGCGGCGAGGGCGGCGUGCUGCUCAACUCCCGCGGCGAGCGCUUUAUGGCGUCAUAUGACGACCGGCUUGAGCUGGCGCCCCGCGACGUGGUGGCGCGCGCGAUCCAGGACCAGAUGAUGAGUCAUGCAUCAGAUCACGUGUGGCUGGACAUCAGCCACAAGCCGGCGCGCGACGUGCUGUCGCACUUCCCAAACAUAGCGGCGCGCUGCAAGGAGGACGGGAUCGACAUCACGAGGGACCCCAUUCCUGUGCUGCCCGCGCAGCACUACACGUGCGGCGGCGUCGCGACGGGCCUCCGCGGCGAGACGGGGGUGCAGGGCCUCUACGCGUGCGGCGAGGUCGCGUGCAGCGGCCUGCACGGCGCCAACAGGCUGGCGUCCAACUCGCUGCUGGAGGGGCUGGUGUUUGCGGACCGCGCGGCGGGGCCGAGCGUCGCGCACGCGGAGUAUGCGCUCCGCCACUGCGGGGGCGAGCUCCGCCGCGCCGCAACGGCGGCGCCAGCGGGCGCUGGCGCGGCGGCGGCGGCUGCGACGGCGCCCGCGGAGUGGGCGGCCGGCCGGCGCGGGGAGCUGCAGGCGCUGAUGUGGCGCGCGGCGGGCAUCGUGCGGCGCGAGGCGGCGCUCGCGGCGGCGCUCGCGCGUGUGGAGGAGCUGUCAGCCGAGGCUGCGGCCGCCGCGGCGCGCCACGGCGUGUCGGCGCCGCUGGUGGAGCUGUCCAACCUGCUGACGUGCGCCAGGCUGAUCCUGUCGUGCGCGCUGCAGCGCAAGGAGAGCCGCGGGGGCCACUUCUCCCCCGACUACCCGGGGCUCGACCCAGAGGCGCGCCCCUCCCUCGUCGCGCUCCCGCCGCGCCGCGUGGGGACGAACGGCGGCGUGGGCCAGGGCGCCGGGGAUGACGCCCGCACAGGCGCGGGCGCGGGCGCCGGCGCGCGCGGCGCGGCCGGCGGCGGUGCGCCGGGGAGCCCGAAGAAGAGGGCGAAGCGGCCGGCCGCCGCGCCGGCGCCAGCGGCGCAGAGGGAGGCGGCGCACAGGGAGAUGGCUGUGCGCUCGACGCCGCGCGACCAGGAGUGA